Sparassis crispa is the source of this 378-nucleotide messenger RNA. RefSeq lists its product as hypothetical. The record is from RefSeq and is a predicted model, not a curated record. Lineage: Eukaryota; Fungi; Basidiomycota; Agaricomycetes; Polyporales; Sparassidaceae. The coding region runs from base 1 to 378 and encodes 125 amino acids. The transcript has 2 exons.
AUGUACUUGGAAUUCUGGAACGAGGAGAUGACGUCGUCGUUCCAUCCUCUCGCUCCUCGCAACCGUCUGUACUUUCGGCGGGUUGGCUCCGCUGUGAUCUGUCCCCUCCAUCGUCGAUCGUCGAUCAUCGAUCAUCCUCCAUGGACACUGUUGCUCUUUCGAUUAGCACCGUCGCUCGAGCAGGCAGAAUAUGGGCCGCACGUCCGACCAGCUGGCGUGCGGCCUCAUGCGCUUCGGGCGACCAGUGCGACACGCGCGAUGGGCGUGCGCGACGUGUCAUCAUCUCUCAGAGCGGUAGUCCUACUGGUCCGUCCCGCACCCAUCCCGCUCUUCUUCGCGCACGAAUGUGGCAGAGUGCCGUACCAACUGAGCUCGUGA